This is a messenger RNA of Drosophila gunungcola (fruit fly), 498 nucleotides long. RefSeq lists its product as uncharacterized. The coding region runs from base 8 to 205 and encodes 65 amino acids. NCBI's taxonomy places the organism in Eukaryota, Metazoa, Arthropoda, Insecta, Diptera, Drosophilidae. The transcript has a single exon. The record is from RefSeq and is a predicted model, not a curated record.
AGCAAAAAUGAAGUCACUGGUUAUAUUUCUUGUUUUUUCGGUGGUACUGGUGGUAUUAUCAUGUGCCAACGCCGAAAGUUACUCAGUUACUGAAGCCGCUUCGACCACGACAGAAUCUCCAUCAGUUACCCAAUGGUCAUGGACGGACUUCACAAAGUAUUUAAACAGCAGCAGUACAGGAAACAAGUUCUACUUUUUCUUUUAGCGUUGUUUUUAUCUAAAAAAAAAAAGUUUUCAAUAAAAAAAAUGACCGGGGAUUUAUCUACUUGUCAUUCGCAAAAUAUGAAUUAUUUUAUUUUGUAAAAGUAUAAACUUACAAUUUCUUCAAGGUUUGGCAAGAUGUUUGGUACCAGCAUUUUUAAAUUAAUAAAGAAAAUUAAAGAAGCAGUAUUCAACGAAUCAUUGGAAAAGGUUUUUUUAAUUGAAACGAACAGGCAGUUGUUUUUGAAAGACUACAUUUUUUCCUAUCUGGUAUUUAAAAUUGUAGAAUUAAUUAAU